UGCACCACGCCCCCCCCCCCCCCCCAAAAAAAAGCGGAGAUCUUAUAAAAAGCAAGAGAGAAGCGGAGUUUCCCCGGAGAAAUCCUACUCCAAGUGGUAAUCAGUGAUUCAGUUCGUUCCAGCACCGGUGCGGAUGGUCCCUGGUGCACCGGAUCGUGGUGGCGGAAGGCGAGGUGGGGUCGGAGGCGGUCGGUAUGGCCGGACUGGUGGCCGGAACCCCGUCUGGCAGCCAGUGGGGGAUCGGGGUGCUGGUGGCGGACGCGGCGGCGGGGAGGGUGACAGUGACACCCGUGGUGGGAGGGGUGGCGGAUCGGAAGGUGCGGCGCCUGGUGGGAGUGGCAGAGGCAGGGGCAGGGGAACUGGAUAUGGUGGUGAGGGUUGUUCAUCGAGAUGGGAUCGAGCUGCAGACAAUAGAGGGGAGGAGCUUGAGCCCAUGGCGGCGAAGUCUCAUAGGGGGCAUCGGGAUGGGAUGAACCCAGACAAGCAUGAUAAAGAAGAGGAACCAGAUGUCCCGCUGCCGCAGAAUCCGCAGCAGCAAGAUCAGAUACCCAAGGUAGAAGAGAAGCAACCUCGCCAGCCAGCUGAUCAAAUAGACUUGACAAGCAAGCAAAUCCCUACUUCCGGCUACGGAUGCAAGCACUGUGGCCUGAAGAACCAUACAUCUGAGAAUUGCAAUCGUAGAAUGCACUGUGAGCUGUGUGGUUUGAACAACCAUAUAUCGUUUGAAUGUAAAAGAGAGCCUCUGUGGAACUGUGCCCCUGAACUCUGCGCUGCACAAGUCGAAAACCAAAGCUUCUUCUACAUUGAAGAGCACAUUGACAGUAGAGCCGCUAAGGAAAAAGCCAGUACUGCUAUUAUCUCUGUUGUAAGCGGGUCGGUUACAGCCAAACAAAUUGAGAAUGAGUUUAGAAAUGUGAUUAGUAAUGAGGUAUGGAUAUGGAAGGCUAAGCAAAUAUCUGAAAACAAGUUUUCCGUGAGGUUUCCCAAUGCCAAAAUGGUGCAAGAUUGGGGACACUUUAGAGCCCUGGGCAUGAAGACUGUUGAAGCUGAGAUUGCAAUUAAUCCUUGGUCUCCUAUUGGGGCAAAAGGGGAGCUGCAGCAUGCUUGGUUUAAAGUUUCAGGCAUCCCACCAGAUCAAAGAUCUUUGAGGACAAUCGCCAAAGUUGGAGGAUUAGUGGGAAAAACUCUGGAAAUUGAUGAUAAGACAAGGUAUAGGAAUGAUUAUGUGAGGAUGAAAAUUGCCUGUAGGGAUGUGACUAAGGUUCCAGCAGUGGCUGAAAGUUCACUGGGCUUGUUUAUUUAUGAUUUCUUCUUUGAGAGAGAGAUGGUUGCUCCUCCUCAACAACCUGUCCCUCCUGUGGGAGCUUCUAAGGUGGACAAUUGUGAAACAUGGCGUUUAAGGGGAAACCAAGCAUACACAAAAGGAAGGUUAACUGAGGCUGAGGACUGCUAUACCCAGGGGAUUGAUUCUUUUUCUCGAAAUGAAGGUUCUAGAGAAGCACUAAAGCUGUGCUACAGCAAUCGUGCAGCUACUCGGAUGUCUCUGGGUAAGAUGAGAGAGGCCCUAUCUGAUUGUCGAAAGGCUACUGAUAUUGAUUCCAGCUUUCUCAAGGCACAAGUCAGAGCUGCCAAAUGCCUACUUGCCCUGGGGGAUGUUGAAGAAGCACAAAAGGCUUUUGAGAUGUGUCUGAAGUCUAAUCAUCUGUCAAGCUUGGACCGUAAAAUUGUAAAAGAGGCUUCUGAUGGUCUACAAAAAACUCAGAAAAUAUCUGGUUUUAUUCUUCAAUCCAAGGAGUAUCUUAUAAAGAAGGCAUUUGACAAGAUACCCAGUGCGUUACAAAUGAUCUCUGAUGCUUUGUCCAUAAGUAUUUAUUCAGAUAACUUGAUGGCGAUGAAAGCAGAAGCACUGUUACUGUUGCGGCGAUAUGAUGAGGUAAUUCAGUUUUGCGAAGAAACUCUUUGUCUUGCAGAAAGGAAUAGUGUCUGUUUGUGUCUUGACGAGAAUACGGAAAGCAAUAACUUGGACAACAAUACUUGCUCUGUGAAGUUGUGGCGUCAAUAUCUUAUUGCCAAGUCAUAUUUCUUCCUUGGAAAGCUUGAAGAGGCUCACAAGUUCUUAACAAAGUGUGACCAAGUAAAAGUCAUGGAAUGCAGGUGUGGGAAGCAGUCUCAGGAAUCGAUUUCAUCAUUCUCCAUGACCAUCUCUGAGCUAUUGCGGCUUAAAGCUGCUGGAAAUGAGGCAUUUCAAUCUGGUAAAUAUUUGGAGGCUGUGGAAUAUUAUACCACUGCUUUGAUGAGCAAUGGCGAGUCACUACGCUUUUUAGCAGUUUGCUUUUGUAACCGUGCAGCAGCAUAUCAAGCAAUGGGUCAAAUUUUAGAUGCGAUUGCAGAUUGCUCACUAGCCAUAGCCCUUGAUGCAGAUUAUGCUAAGGCUUUUUCCAGAAGAUCUAGUUUGUAUGAACUUAUAGGGGACUACAAUCAGGCGGCAAAUGAUCUCCGUAGGUUAAUUGCUCUUCUUGAGAAACAACUGCAAGAAGAUAUGUCCAUGUCAUUAGAGAAGACCGAGAGUAUUCGUAACAAUCUGAGUCAAGCUAAGCUUCGGCUUUCUUCUCUGGAGCUGGAUGCCAGAAAAGGGGCUUCAUCAAAUAUGUAUUUGAUAUUAGGAAUCGAACCUUCUUCCUCUUCUGCAGAUAUAAAGAAGGCAUACCACAAAGCAGCACUAAAACAUCAUCCAGACAAGGCUGGUAAAUUUCUUGUCAGAACUGAAAAUAUCAGUGAUGCAGCAUGGAGAGAAAUCACAAAUGAAAUCCGCAGAUAUGCUGAUUAUUUAUUCAAAAUAAUUGGAAAUGCAUAUAAUAGCUUUCAGGCCCUACAAUGAAAAGGGAAAGCUGGGAAGUGGAGCGGGCGGAACAACGGAAGUGAGCAUUUAAUCAUGUGGUGGCACAGCUCAAAGUUCCUACGUGAAAUUUUUUGUGUUCUCUCCAAGUUAGGCCAUUCUAAGUUUGAUUCUCAUUAAAUGACAUACCACAUAGGUAAAAGUGAUGAUAUGAUAUGGAAUUUAAGAAGAAAGAGAAGAAUAGAGUUUUAUGGGGAUGAAAUUUGGCAGUUACCAAGUGCUAUGAAACUGAAAUGAAACUCCGUUGAGAGCAUUUGAGUUUCAUCAACACACAUUCAUCAAUUUCUAUUGAUCACAUGGUAUACUUGAUCAUUAAUAUCAAUCAACAAUUAAAUGUGAUAGCUUAUCUAUGUAACUAUGCGAUGAAACUAUGUAUUGAGAGAAGUGGUUUCAUUCUAGUGUCAAGCUGACAUGGCACUUUUGGUAA
Panicum virgatum (switchgrass) is the source of this 3323-nucleotide messenger RNA. RefSeq lists its product as uncharacterized. Bases 134 to 2878 code for a protein of 914 amino acids. NCBI's taxonomy places the organism in Eukaryota, Viridiplantae, Streptophyta, Magnoliopsida, Poales, Poaceae. Gene Ontology annotation, molecular function: protein binding. The record is from RefSeq and is a predicted model, not a curated record. The transcript has 12 exons.